Penicillium chermesinum is the source of this 306-nucleotide messenger RNA. RefSeq lists its product as uncharacterized. The record is from RefSeq and is a predicted model, not a curated record. Lineage: Eukaryota; Fungi; Ascomycota; Eurotiomycetes; Eurotiales; Aspergillaceae. Bases 1 to 306 code for a protein of 101 amino acids. The transcript has a single exon.
AUGCUUUGGUAUGAUCUACGUAGUGCAGAUGAAGAUCUUCCAACUUUGAGUCGUCAGUUAUUUUUAGAUGAGAGCCACUACACUUACUCGCUGCUAGGCUACAGGCUCUCAGUUGCGUCAGGACAAAGGCUGAUUUGGCUGGCCAGAGCCGGACCAAGUAGAGCUGUAACUUGGGGUGAGUCGCCAGCCAACAUAGCCGCCGGCCAAAAUAACCAUGUGAAAGUCGAGCGGGGAACCUUGCCUAUGAGAUGUGAAUACCGCGUCCAAAGGAGCUCGAGUGCUGUACAAUGGCUCGGUCCCUCAUAG